UAACAUAAGCAGCGGGUAUCUCCGUCUCGCCGACACAACCGUACCUGCGAACCGGAAUUAUAAGGUUAAGGUUGGGUCUGCUCCAACUAAAUUUCAAUUCUCAAAUAUCAAACGGUCAGUUUUUGAGAAACUAGAGCACAACAAAAACCACAUGCUUCGGUCUCGGAAAUCUCUUUCCGGAUUCAUCUCCAUACAAUGUUCUAUGCUUCGGUCUCGGAAAUCUCUUUCCGGCUUCAUCUCCAUACAAUGUUCUAUUUUCUGGCAACGGCGCUCAGCGUCUGGUCGUCGUUGCUAUCCCAGAAGCGACAAUGACGACGACAAGGCUCGGAAAAGAGAGGAGAAUGAAGAUGGGAAAUUGUAUCUAUACAAGAGCUGGGGUCAACAUAUCCUCACCAACCCACGAAUCCUGGGUUCCAUUGUUAGGAAAUCUGAAAUAAGACCGUUCGAUACAGUCCUUGAGAUCGGACCCGGUACCGGAAAUCUGACUCUGAAGCUUCUAGAAGCUGCUAAAAAGGUUGUGGCCAUUGAAAUCGACAAUCGGAUGGUAGAGAUCCUUGAAAACAGGGUAUUAGAGCGUGGGUUUCAAGAUCGAUUAACGGUUAUACGUAAAGAUGCUCUGAAGGCAGAGUUUCCUCAAUUUGACAUUGUUGUCGCGAACAUCCCGUACGGUAUAUCUUCGCCUCUCGUGGCUAAGUUGGUAUACGGGUCGAACUCAUUUCGGAGCGCCACGCUGCUUCUUCAGAAAGAAUUUGCAAGGCGGUUGUUGGCUAGUCCCGGCGAUUCGGAGUUCAAUCGCUUGGCUGUAAACGUGAAGCUGGUGGCUGAUGUUGAGUUGGUUAUGGAUGUAAGCAAGAGGGAUUUUCUUCCUUGUCCAAAAGUGGACUCGUCCGUUGUCAUGAUCCGUCCAAAAGCUGACAUUCCGGAUGUCAAUCUGGAUGAAUGGUGGGCUUUCACAAGAGCUUGUUUCAGCAAGAAGAACAGGACACUAGGGGCAACUUUUAAGCAGAAGAAGAAGGUGAUGGAGCUAUGGCAACUGUCCAAAAUGAUAGACCCAUACAUUGUCGGUGGCGACGAGAGCUAUAAGUGCACCAACUAUGAGGAAGAUGAAGGAGUGGAGGAAAAUAUUUAUGAAGAAGAAGUACGUUGUUCAUCUACAUUUUCUGGCUCGCAAAUGAGGUUGAACUCUUUCAAGGAAAAGAUUAUAGGGGUUCUAAAAUCUGGUUGUUUUGAAGACAAAAGGCCCUCAAAGCUGUCUAAUGAGGAGUUACUGCGUUUAUUAGCUCUGUUUAAUCAAGCUGGAAUUUAUUUUCAUGAUAAGUUAAAGAGUAGGAAUUUAGAAAUUGAACAAUUGGAUGUGGCUUAUACUUGAUAGAAAUAAACUUAUAAAUCUUCUCUAAC
Messenger RNA from Ziziphus jujuba (common jujube), 1398 nucleotides. RefSeq names its product ribosomal RNA small subunit methyltransferase, mitochondrial. Gene Ontology annotation, molecular function: rRNA (adenine-N6,N6-)-dimethyltransferase activity. Gene Ontology annotation, biological process: rRNA methylation. The record is from RefSeq and is a predicted model, not a curated record. NCBI's taxonomy places the organism in Eukaryota, Viridiplantae, Streptophyta, Magnoliopsida, Rosales, Rhamnaceae. Gene Ontology annotation, cellular component: mitochondrial matrix.